AUGUGUGCAGCUCGCCAAUAUGCAGGCGAUGGAGAUGCCAGUAAUAGAAUAGAUGAUGGCUCUUUCGAUUUUCUUAAUGAUUGUUGUAGAAUAGGGGAUGAGUGGUACGUUGUUGGUAAUGCUGAUAGGUGGUAUGUUGGUGCUGAGGGCCGAAAGAAGUUUGGAGGAUGGGUAAACGGUGGUGUAUCGCCGAAUGGUCUCUACUUCGUGGGUGAUAUCUUAGCUGUAAUCUCUUUGGAGCGUGUUUGGGACUCUGGUCUCGGAAUUAUUUGUUGA
Messenger RNA from Sclerotinia sclerotiorum 1980 UF-70, 276 nucleotides. RefSeq lists its product with no specific name. The record is from RefSeq and is a predicted model, not a curated record. The transcript is spliced from 4 exons. NCBI's taxonomy places the organism in Eukaryota, Fungi, Ascomycota, Leotiomycetes, Helotiales, Sclerotiniaceae. The coding region runs from base 1 to 276 and encodes 91 amino acids.